AUGGCCAGUACUAGCUGUGAAGCCCCUCCACCAUCACCUGCUGAAACUCCAACCGUCAACAAUUCUACCAAAACCAAAUCCAACUCCUCAAAACGAUCUUUCGUAGCAAACUUCAAGGCCAAGUUUUGCGUCUCCAAACCCAAACCGCUUGAGAACAACCACCACAAAGCAGCAGCUUCCAGCAGUACAGCAACCACCAACAAAAAUGACGACCACGGUAGAGCUCUUUCCCUCUCUUCUAAAAUGAUUCGUAAUGAUCUCCUCGCCGCGGAUUCGGCCUUUGCUGAGGCAAAGAAGUACAUGGACCACAUGAAUGUGAAAAUCAACCAGGCCCAUGAGAAAUUUGAGGAGCUACAAAAAUUAGGCGGCAGUCAGAGAGACUUUGACGAACUCCGGAAGGACGUCAUGAAGCUGAAGUUCCAGAUCCCUUCGCAUGGGAAAAUCCGUUCUGCCGAUUCCAACCCACGUCGUAACCGGUGGCCUAAUAUAAAUGAGGCCGAGGAUGGAAUGUCGCACUUCUUUUACAAGGAGCCAGAGGAUACGCACACCGGUGAUUUUGAUGGCCUAUUGGAAGCUUUCCAUGAUCUCUCCUUGCCAUGGCAGCGUUGUUUGUUAUGUUUCUUCAAGUUCCCACCAGCGGCAAUUAUAAAGAGAACGACGAUGAUUUACCUGUGGAUAGGCCUAGGCCUAGGAUAUACCUGGUUGUCCGCUUCCAAUUAUGUCAAAAUGAUCUUUGAUAAGGAUGAUUAUGGCAAUACAAUCCUGAAUGAGUUUGUUGAGAAGGGCUUCAUCCAACCUAUCUACCAAAAUUGCUCCUUGGCGCCAGACAGUUGCAGAAUGAGCAUUUCUGUUCGUUCUGCUUUAUACGAAGCAGCUAAAGCAAGUGGAUUUACUUCAAAGGAUAAUCUUGAUUUGGAUCUUCAAAAUGAUAAUCUUGGUUUGGAUCUAGAAAAUGAUCGGGGUCAUAUAUUGGGGCACGCAUGUCUGAUCAACGUUGGUGAAGCCGUUAUUAAUUGGGAGUCCGAAAUAUUUGAUAAUACCGAGAAUAUCAGAUGUCUUUGUCUCGGAAGAUGGCAGAGUUCGGCUACGCACCACAUUGAACUAGCAGAUGCCAAAAUUCUCCACGGACUGAAGGAUCUGAAGAACUUAACGUUUCUUAGCCUUCGAGGAAUUUCAAUGAUCACGGAGCUCCCCGCAUCCAUUUUAGAGCUCAAGAAUUUGGCGAUCUUAGAUCUCCAAGCAUGCCAUAAUCUUGAGGUGAUUCCUGAGGAUAUCGGCUUGCUCGAUAAUUUGACACACUUGGACAUGUCCGAGUGUUACUUUUUAGAACACAUGCCCAAGAGUCUUCUUCAACUAUCAAACCUCAAAGUCCUUAAGGGAUUCUUAAUUGGAGAUUUCAACAACAACAAACAAUCGUGUACUCUUCACGAUUUGUCAGGACUGCGGAAGUUGAGAAAACUUAACAUCUACGUAAGUGUGAAAGACUUUUGCAGACUGUGGGACUUUGAUGAUUUAGACAAUUUUAAAGGCUUGCAAAAGUUGACAAUAUUAUGGGGAGGAUGCUCUUCACAAAGUCAAAAAGCAGCACGCAUGGAACUACGCAGACGAGGCCAUGUGAUACUUCCUUCCAGAUUGAAGAAACUAGACCUUCAGUGUUUCCCUACGGAGCGUCUAACCGAUUGCAGUGUAACGUGGAGAUAUUGCGUUUGA
Molecule: messenger RNA, 1710 nt
Organism: Rhododendron vialii
Lineage: Eukaryota; Viridiplantae; Streptophyta; Magnoliopsida; Ericales; Ericaceae
Product: disease resistance RPP13-like protein 4
Exons: 2
Coding region: 1-1710 (569 amino acids)
Source: RefSeq, a predicted model, not a curated record